Ceratitis capitata (Mediterranean fruit fly) is the source of this 7913-nucleotide messenger RNA. It is a transcript of the gene Khc-73, whose product is annotated as kinesin-like protein KIF13B. The transcript is spliced from 22 exons. Gene Ontology annotation, cellular component: microtubule; kinesin complex. Bases 847 to 6927 code for a protein of 2026 amino acids. Gene Ontology annotation, biological process: microtubule-based movement; cytoskeleton-dependent intracellular transport. Lineage: Eukaryota; Metazoa; Arthropoda; Insecta; Diptera; Tephritidae. Gene Ontology annotation, molecular function: microtubule motor activity; ATP hydrolysis activity; microtubule binding. The record is from RefSeq and is a predicted model, not a curated record.
GCCGUUAAUCUUAGCAUCACGCACUGAACACACUACUUCAUUUUCCCUUGCUCCGCUUAUUCGUUCCAGCGCAUUGACCAAUAGGUGUCGCCAAUUGUGGUCUUCAUUCAAUUACGUUUGCGAUUCCAGCCAGAAUGAGUUUGCCCAUCAAAUAUGGCGCUCGUGUCAAGUGUUUUCCUUUUAUACGUCGCUAUUUUACCUGCUAAAAAUUUGUGAAAAAAUUCAAUUAAUGUCAAAAAUCCGUUUGGGUUCUGCAAACAGUUAUGCAAAUGUACAAAUGUACAUAUGUAUGUGCAUUGCUAUAAGUAAUCAGUGCAGGAAGUCGCGUUGCUAUCGUCCCCAAAAAAAGGAAAAAAGAACUUCAACCUACAUUUCUGAGCAAUAAAAUAAUUUACCUUGUAAAUAUUUCAGCGCCAUGGUAAUUUUCGGUAUAAACACUCUUAAUUUUAAAUAAAUAUUAGCAUGAACCAAGCGCAAAGUAGGUACGAAAAACACGAAGCAAGGAAAUAUGCAGACGAAACGAAUGAAUGAUGGUUGGUGUUGGCACGCGAACUGCGCACCUUGCUGCGCCAAUUGGUGUCCUUCAACAUUUGAAACACCAGCGACUCAACCAGCCCACAAUUCCAUUUGGUGCAGAUUACAAAAUAACAAUUUCUACGUGUGCACAUUAAAACAAAACCAAAAAAAAAAAAACAAAAAGCUCGCACUACCAAUUCGUCUUAGCGCCGGUAGCGUGAAUAUACAAACGCAGAAUACAUACUUCAUAUUAAUAAAAAUACAUACAAACAUACAUAUAUAUAUAUAAAUAUAUAUACGUAGCAGCACUUGCCGCCAACGUCGUCCACCAUGUCAACUGAUAAGAUCAAAGUUGCUGUGAGGGUGCGACCCUUCAAUCGUCGCGAAAACGAGCUGGGCACAAAAUGCAUCGUGGAGAUGGACAAACAGCAGACAAUUCUGCAAAAUCCGCCAUCGCUAGACAAAUUGGAGAGGAAACCACCCAAGACAUUUGCAUUCGAUCAUUGCUUUUACUCUUUAAAUCCCGAAGAUCAGAAUUUCGCCUCACAAGAGACCGUAUUCGAUUGUGUGGGGCGUGAUAUACUCGAUAAUGCAUUCCAAGGUUAUAAUGCCUGCAUAUUUGCCUAUGGCCAAACGGGCUCUGGCAAAUCAUACACAAUGAUGGGUUCACUCGAAUCGAAAGGCAUCAUACCACGCCUUUGCGAUGAACUCUUCUCUGCCAUUGCCAAUAAGUCAACACAAGAUCUCAUGUAUAAAGUGGAAGUCUCCUAUAUGGAAAUCUAUAAUGAGAAAGUACAUGAUUUGCUCGAUCCCAAACCAAAUAAACAAUCGCUUAAGGUGCGUGAACACAAUGUAUUGGGUCCGUAUGUGGAUGGUUUGUCACAAUUGGCGGUAUCUUCAUACAAGGAUAUUGACAAUUUAAUGACGGAGGGUAAUAAAUCGCGUACAGUUGCUGCUACAAAUAUGAAUGCCGAGUCGUCACGUUCACAUGCCGUCUUCUCGGUGGUGCUAACACAGAUACUAACCGAUCAGGCGACCGGUGUGAGUGGUGAGAAAGUGUCACGUAUGUCGCUUGUGGAUUUGGCCGGUUCGGAGCGUGCGGUGAAGACUGGCGCAGUUGGCGAUCGUCUAAAGGAGGGUUCCAACAUAAAUAAAUCACUCACCACCUUGGGUUUGGUCAUCUCCAAGCUGGCCGAUCAGUCGAAUGGCAAGAAGGGUAGCAACGACAAAUUCGUACCCUAUCGUGACUCGGUACUCACAUGGCUGUUGAAGGAUAACUUGGGCGGUAACUCCAAAACCGUUAUGGUCGCCACAAUAUCACCAUCCGCAGAUAAUUAUGAAGAAACACUCUCCACGCUACGAUAUGCUGAUCGCGCCAAACGUAUCGUCAAUCAUGCAGUGGUCAAUGAGGAUCCAAAUGCACGUAUUAUACGUGAAUUGCGUUUGGAAGUGGAGGCGUUACGUAAUAUGUUGAAACAUGCGACCGGUUCGCCGGUGGGCGAUGUACAACGUGUGGAUAUACACGAUAAAUUAGCCGAAAGCGAGAAUUUGAUGAAACAAAUCUCACAAACGUGGGAGGAGAAACUGGUGAAAACCGAACGCAUACAAAAUGAACGUCAGCAAGCGCUCGAAAAGAUGGGUAUUAGCGUGCAGGCGAGCGGCAUUAAGGUCGAGAAGAAUAAAUAUUAUUUAGUCAAUUUGAAUGCUGAUCCGUCCUUGAAUGAGUUGUUGGUCUAUUAUUUAAAGGAGCGCACUUUAAUUGGCGGUCAUAGCAUUUCCGGCCAACAACCUGACAUACAACUAUCCGGCCUUGGUAUACAACCUGAACAUUGUGUAAUUGUUAUUGAAGAUGGUGGACUCUUUAUGGAACCCAUACAGGGUGCACGCUGUUUUGUAAAUGGCUCAGCAGUGCUGGAGAAGACGCCACUACUCAAUGGCGAUCGUAUUCUAUGGGGUAAUCAUCAUUUCUUCCGCGUUAAUUGUCCGAAAAGCGCUAAUGCCAAUAUGAUUUCGGAGCCACAGACUCCAGCACAGUUAAUUGAUUAUAAUUUUGCGCGUGAUGAGAUAAUGCAAAAUGAGCUGAGCAAUGAUCCCAUACAGACAGCCAUUGCCCGACUAGAGCGUCAACAUGAGGAAGACAAGCAGGUGGCUUUGGAGAAGCAGCGACAGGAGUACGAGCGACAAUUCCAACAAUUGCGUAAUACUUUAUCACCCAGCACACCGUACGCGCCCUACACGCCAUAUGAUCCCUUACGUUUGGGUAAAAUAACGCCGAACACACCUACAUCGCAAAUGCGUGUAGAGAAAUGGGCACAGGAACGUGAUGAGAUGUUUAAACGUUCGUUGGGUCAAUUGAAAAACGAUAUUAUGCGCGCCAAUGCAUUGGUGCAGGAGGCUAAUUUCCUUGCCGAGGAAAUGGAGAAGAAAACCAAAUUCUCAGUUACAUUGCAAAUACCGCCAGCAAAUUUGAGUCCAAAUAGGCGGCGCGGUGCUUUUGUCAGCGAACCAGCCAUUUUGGUUAAACGCAUCAAUUCCGGCAGUCAAAUUUGGACAAUGGAGAAAUUGGAAAAUAAAUUAAUUGAUAUGCGUGAAAUGUAUCAGGAGCACAAAGAGCGUAGUUUGAAUGGUUUGCCUGUCGUUGAAACAUACUCUGACGAUGAAGACAGCGAUGAGGAGAGUGAGAACUCCAAAUCGUUGGAUCCUUUCUACGAGUCGCAAGAGAACCACAAUCUUAUCGGCGUCGCUAAUAUAUUUCUUGAAGUACUCUUUCAUGAUGUUAAACUAGACUAUCACACACCCAUAAUCAGUCAGCAAGGUGAAGUUGCUGGUCGACUUCAAGUCGAAAUUCAACGUAUUGCUGGACAAAUGCCACAAGAUCGCAUGUGCGAAUCGAUUUCUGAGUCUUCAACUGAUUCACGCGAUGAGUACGAUGAUCCUGUCGAUCCCAUGUCCAAUCAAAUCACCUGUCGUGUCUCGAUCAAGAGUGCCACCGGCUUGCCACUCUCACUCUCCAAUUUCGUUUUCUGCCAGUAUACAUUUUGGGGUCAUCAAGAGACUGUGGUGCCCGUGAUUAACGCUGAAGCGCCAUCACACGAUCAAAAUAUGAUAUUUAAAUUUGAGCAUACUAAAGAUUUCACCGUAGCCAUUAAUGAAGAAUUCUUGGAGCACUGCAUUGAGGGUGCUUUGUCGAUUGAGGUUUGGGGUCACCGUAGUGCCGGUUUCUCCAAGACCAAGGGCUGGGAGGUGGAGCAACAGCAGGCUAAAGCGCGUUCGUUAGUCGAUCGUUGGGCGGAAUUGUCGCGCAAAAUUGAGCUGUGGGUAGAGAUACAUGAGUUGAAUGACAAUGGUGAAUAUUCACCCGUCGAAGUGACAAACCGCACUGAAGUGCUCACUGGUGGCAUAUAUCAGUUGCGUCAGGGCCAACAAAGACGGGUGAAUGUACGCGUGAAGCCAGUGCAAAACUCCGGCACAUUACCCAUAAUCUGUCAAUCCAUCGUGAACAUUGCAAUCGGUAGUAUUAGUGUGCGUUCACGGCUACAACGACCACUCGACUCGUAUCAAGAGGAAGAUCUAACAGUGUUGCGUGAGCGUUGGAGUGAAGCGCUUGGUCGCCGGCGCUCACAUCUUGACCAACAGAUACAGAAAUUAAUCAAGAAAGAGGAGAAGACCGAAGAAGAGCGUGAACGUGAAUUGAGUUUGGUGCAUCAGUGGGUCUCAUUGACCGAGGAGCGUAAUGCAGUUUUGGUACCGGCGCCAGGCUCGGGUAUACCCGGUGCGCCAGCCUCAUGGGAGCCACCGGCUGGCAUGGAACCACAUGUACCAGUGCUAUUCCUGGAUCUAAAUGCUGACGAUAUGUCUGCACAAAAUACCAAUGAUGAAUUCUCUGUUGCCGGUCAAAACUCGAUACUCUCCAAAGAACAUGGUCAUAAAUUCUAUACAUUACAAAUAUUGCAACAUCUCGAAAAGGAUGUCUGCUCAAUUGCCAGUUGGGACUCGUCCAUGCACGACAGUCAGGCUUUGAAUCGUGUUACCGAAGCAAAUGAGCGUGUCUACUUAAUACUGCGCACCACUGUGCGGCUCUCACAUCCAGCUCCAAUGGAUUUGGUGUUGCGCAAACGCAUUAGUAUAAAUAUUAAGAAAGGACCAAGUAUUACGGAUCGUUUGAAAAAAUUCCGUUUAGUGCGUGGCGAAAAUGCCAUAUUGCAGACGGGCGUCACAUAUGAAGUCGUCUCAAAUAUUCCAAAGGCAUCCGAAGAGUUGGAAGAUCGCGAAUCGUUGGCACAGCUCGCUGCAAGCGGUGAUGACUGCUCAGCAAGUGAUGGUGAAACUUACAUCGAAAAAUACACACGCGGCGUUUCAGCUGUCGAGAGCAUAUUAACGCUCGAUCGCUUACGUCAAAGCGUAGCCGUUAAAGAAUUGGAGACUGCGCAUGGCCAACCGCUAUCAAUGCGCAAGACUGUCAGUGUGCCCAACUUCUCACAGACGGUUAAAGAAACAACAACUGGAAGUCUUAUGCGUUUCGAUGCCUCAAUGGAAUCAUUGCUAAAUGUCGGACGCUCUGAAUCGUUUGCAGAUCUCAAUAAUCAAACAUUAAGCUCCAAAUUUCCAGCACACCCAGCCAUACGGGACUUUGGCACACGCAAUCGUCAUAGUUUUGGCGGCAAGGGCAGUAAUGAUGAGCCGCCGUGCAAACCAUUUGGCAUUGCUUCACCUGCUACCAGCAAGUUAUUGGGCAUGCGCAUGACCACAUUACACGAAGAACCGCUAGGCGUACAUCGUGCACUCGCCGAAGAGCCCGAAGAUAGCUACAGUGACUCGGAAUAUGGCACAGCCGAGUAUGAGCAGGAGAAGAAUCAGCAAAACAACUAUCACACGCGCUCACGACUCACCGCCUCGAAGACCAUGGACUCAUUCAUGGAUGUCAGCAAUCAUUCCAAUCAAAGCUACUUGAGUUACACAUCCACCGCUAAUGCGAAUAUGAAGCAUUUAACGGGUUUGGCUACGCCCAGCAUGAGUUCAUCCACAUCGAGCGGUUAUGGUUCGCAGGCGGUUUCGUGCAGCAAUUUGACAAAUGAUGAUAUCGCUUCUAUGCGUUCAAUGAGCAUUGACGAGACACCAGACUAUCAUUCAAAUUCACCACCCAAUCGGCAAGCGCGCUUCAAUCCAUUUUUAAAAGACAUGCCAAAAUCAUCUAAUGGUAAUAAACAACAACAACAACUACAGCAAUUACAAACAACGACAACAAUACCACAGAAAGUAUUGAUCGAAGAUGAAAACGAAGCAACGCAAGCACAGCCCAAAUCAACACCGGAAAGCGUAACAAACACAGUUGAAACAAAUGCAUUUAAUGACAAUGACGCCAACAGCACAAAAGCUGUAAAGCUGCCAAACACAACAACACAACCGAAAGCACAAUACAACGCUGCCAAUAAUGCUGAGGAAAUCAACGAGACAGCGGCGGCGACGGCGGCUGAUUAUGUGGCCAAUACCAUAAACGAUGAUGAUGUUGUUGAACUUAAAAACAACAACAAUAAUUGCCAGACAACAACAAAUGUAGCAGGCACACCAGCAACAAUGGGUGUAAUGGCAGCAACAACAACAACGUCAGCGUCAGCACCAGCACCAGCCAAGUUAAUUAACAAUCACGCCAACAGUGAGAAUAAUAAGAAUACAACAAAUACGGCCACAAAGGUAAUUAGUAACAACAUUGCUACAGACAAUCAAAAUGGCAAUGAUACGACACAACACAACACCAACAACACGACUAUAUUAUCGGAGGCUGAACAACAACCGUUAGAGGGUAAUGGCAUUGUACGCGGCCAACUGCCGGCUGGGAAGGUCGUACGCCGUAAAAAGACACCACCACAAGGUGGCAACACAAUGUCCAGUAGUGUUAUAUCAACCAACAAUAACAACAACAAUGGUGGCAGCGCGUCGCGUACACAGUUGCAGCGUGCUUCGGUAGCUCAAAUGGAAGGCAUUAUGACGUCAUCGAAUGAUCGAUUGAAUGCAUCGAUGUCGAGCAGCAUGGAACUGGAUGCAGAUAUUGAAGCUUCCCUUCCCGACUGGGUGCAAGUAGGCGAAUCAGUGCUCAUACGUCCAUACAAUACAAGUGGUGUGAUCAGCUAUAUUGGCAGUACACACUUUCAAGCUGGUACUUGGAUUGGCGUUGAGUUGGACACACCGACCGGCAAGAAUGACGGUACCGUACAGGGUAUGCAAUAUUUCCAAUGCAAACCCAAACAUGGCAUAUUCGUACGUUACGACAAAUUGAUAUUGGACAAACGCGGCAAAGCCAUGCGCGCCUACAAAGCGGAAAAGAGCAACAGCAAAGAAUUAAGCAUGACGCGCUCAAAGAGUCGUGGUGAGUCUUUGGCCAGCGUCGGUGGCGCAGCGUCGUCACGAAAAUGAUUAUAUCCAAAAUGUUCGCAUCAAAUGCACCGCUGGGCUAAUUGCAAGCAAUCAACAUUGGUGACAGCAACAGCAGCUACAGCCAAUGCAGGCAGGUUAGCUAACGCAACAACUGUAGCAGCUACAAAAGCAGCAGCAACAACAACAAACGCAACAGCAACAACCAAAUUAGCAGUAACACAUGUUAGAAGCAGCAUCGGCGCUGUUGCUGCACCAACGCGCACAUGCACAAAAUUGCGUGCAACCAGCACAGCAGCCGCAGCUGAGGUCGCGUCGGUGAGGGCUACGGCACAAGUCACCGGCGUCGAUGCGAACACGAGACGUUUCAAGCGACGCUCAACAGCAUUUUAAAGGCAACGCAGUAAAUGCAGCAACAACAAUAAUACAACAACAACAAAAGAACAAACAAACAAACAAAGAAAAGUACUUAAGUUGUAGUGCAGCAGGAGCAGCAGCAGCAGCAGAGAGAGAAAUGGCAGCGCUUGUUUGUGCGUUGGCUGCGUUGCUGAAAAUGCCGCGCGCAGCGUAUACGUGUUGAACGCUCCAGGAUAAAGCUAGAAAAUGAAAGAAAAGAAAAUAUAAAUAAAUUUAUAAUUAAACAAAACACAAAAUCCCCAAACACAUACAUAUAUAUACAGAAGGCAUAAAUGAAUAUGCAUAUAUAUGUACAUAUACGCAAUAACAAUUAACACCACAAACAAACGAAUUACAUACUUACAUACACUUAAAUAGAUACAUAAAUGCAUACAUACCUAAUGCGUGCAAUGGUGUAUGCACUUAAAUUACAUACAUAUUCAGUAUUUAAUAUUGCAAUACACACUUACAAUUCACCACACAUGUGUAUUUGUAAAUGUCAAAGCAAAAAAUACGAACACAUUGUACAGUCACAAUAUGUCCUUUAUUGUAUCCAUAUUUUAUUUGUAUUGUAUAUUACUCAUAUGUAUGUUGUAGUGUUAACACAUUCCCAAACUCCGCCCAACCCCAUU